Sorex araneus (European shrew) is the source of this 1210-nucleotide messenger RNA. RefSeq names its product zinc finger CCHC-type containing 10 (gene ZCCHC10). The record is from RefSeq and is a predicted model, not a curated record. Lineage: Eukaryota; Metazoa; Chordata; Mammalia; Eulipotyphla; Soricidae. Gene Ontology annotation, molecular function: nucleic acid binding; zinc ion binding. The transcript is spliced from 4 exons. The coding region runs from base 26 to 535 and encodes 169 amino acids.
CGCGGCCGGCUCCGGACGCGCUAAGAUGGCGACUCCCAUGCAUCGGCUCAUAGCCCGGAGACAAGCUGAAGCAAAUAAGCAACAUGUAAGAUGUCAGAAAUGCUUGGAAUUUGGACAUUGGACUUACGAAUGCACAGGGAAAAGAAAAUACCUACAUCGGCCUUCUAGAACAGCAGAACUAAAGAAAGCUUUAAAAGAAAGAGAAAACAGAUUAUUAUUACAACAAAGCAAUGGAGAAGCUAAUGUAGAAAGAAAAAGCAAGAAAAAAAGGUCUAAGAGUAUCACCAGUUCCAGUAGCAGCAGCAGUGACAGUUCCGCUGACUCUUCAUCGGAGAGUGAAGAGUCGUCUACCUCAUCAUCCUCCGAGGACAGUGACACUGAGGAGAGCUCUUCCAGUUCCUCCUCCUCCUCCUCCUCCAGCAGCUCUUCCUCCUCCUCAGAUUCAGACUCGGAUUCCAGCUCCUCUAGCAGCAGCAGCACCAGCACGGACAGCAGCUCCGAUGACGAACCCGCAAAGAAGAAGAAAAAGAAAUAAGCGGAGGCAGCCACACUGGACGGACGGACUGACAAUACCCUGACUCUCAGAAGGGACUGAGAAGUUGUUAGACCAAAUAGAUUCACUGGUCAAAAUUUCUAGAAUUCAAGUUUUUACAUAUUUUACAUUGUAAGAGCAUAAAGAGUAAUAAUAAUGCAUUAUAUCUGUAUACAUACGUGUAUACCUAAAAGACCUUUUAUUUUAAGGGUGAAUCUUCCUUUUUUUUUUUUUAUCUCUUUUGUUUUGUUUUUGUUUUUUGGGUCACACCCGGUGAUGCACAGGGGAUACUCCUGGCUCAUGCACACAGGAAUUACUCCUGGCGGUGCCGCGGGGACCAUUUGGGAUGCUGGGAAUCGAACCCGGGUCGGCUGAGUGUAAGUCAAACGCCCUACCCGCUGUGCUAUCGCUCUAGCCCCCUCUUUUUUUUUUUUUAAAAUCUCUUGAACUCAGUCAGAGCUGAAAGUCCAGUAAAUCUGUUUUGUGAUGAAAUUUAUCUUUUCUCCUUGUGAAAUGAAUAAAUGCCAUACUUUGUAUGUUUUCAGGAUAAUGCGUUCAGACUAUCUGGCAGUGAGUGAAUUUCUAAUGCUUUUGGCUCAGUGUUACUAUGUAAUAUUUAAUACAUUGUACUAUAAUCUUAGGUGUUUUCCUACUGUCAAUAAAUGUGCUUUAUUUUUA